ACACAACCCAUGGGUUAGCCAUAGCCUCUCCGGCCGUCCUCUCUUCGCCGGUUCCCACAGGUUCCAUUUCAGAAGCCUUCCAUGGAGCCCGUGUUCUUCUCACUGGAGGAGGCGAUGCCCGAGCCCGACUCUAACCCCUGCCGGACCGCGUCGCCGCCCCUGGAGGCACACGUGCUCGCCGGAGGACUCGGAGGAGUGGGCGCCGGCAAGGUCGUCGGCGGUGGCGCGACGAACGAGUGCGCGACAGAAUGGUGCUUCCACGAGUCCGUGGACGAGCCGUGGCUGCUCAACGUCCCCACCGCGCCAGUGGCGAACCCCGAAGCUUCGACGCUUUACCCUAAUCCCACGGCCGAGGGGAGCCGCAAGAGGCCGUACGACGUCCAUGAGAUGGUGGGCGCGGUGGAGGUCAUCCCCACGCCGCCUGCGGCGAGCCCGGAGGUGGACCCCGUGGCGUACAACGCGAUGCUGAGACGGAAGUUGGACGCGCAUCUCGCCGCCGUCGCCAUGUUGAGGAACACUCAGGGAAUUUGCCGACAAAGCUCCCAUGACAAUGGAGCAUCGCAAAAUCCAGAUUCCAUCCAAGGCUCAGAAAACCACACCGAAGAUGUCAGUGUGCAUCAACUUAGCUCUUCCUCAUUGGAGCCAUCACCAUCAGAUGGUGAUAUGGAAGGGGAGGCACAAACAACUGGAACUAUGCAUAUUAGUGCAGAGAAAGCGAAUAAGAGGAAAGAAUCUAACAGGGAUUCGGCGAGACGCUCAAGGAGUAGAAAAGCAGCUCAUACGAAGGAACUAGAGGAGCAGGUCUCACUAUUAAGAGUCGCAAAUAACUCUUUGAUAAGACAUCUUGCAGAUGUAAGUCAGAGAUACAUUAAUAUCUCUAUUGACAAUAGGGUACUCAAGGCAAAUGUUGAAACCCUAGAAGCAAAGGUAAAGAUGGCCGAGGAAACUAUGAAGAGGGUUACAUGCACCAACAAUUUUCCUCAAGCAAUAUCUGGCACAUCUCUCAGGAUUCCUUUCAGUGGCUCCCCAUUGGAUGGUAUCUGUGAUAAUCCAUUGCCAACCCAGAACACCUCACUUAGCUACCUCCCCACUACAACAACAGAUUUUGCUGUGAAAAACAACUACAUCCCCGAGCCAGCUCCAGCGUUCCAGAUCCAUGAUCAAAUGUCUUCGCUACAUAUGCAACCUAUGUCAUGCCUGGAUCAUCACCCGCAAAUGAUGCACAUAGGUAUUCCUACAUCGACACCUACUCCGCAACGGGAAUCUACUACGUUGGAUUCAAAUGAAAUAGUCACCAUGAUGAUGUAGUAGGAAUUAUAUGAGAGACCUGAGCAGGGAUUGUUUUUUUUAAUUAUUUUCAUUGUUGUUGUUGACCGUUGGGGGUAUUUAUAGUGGUUUCUCGGCUUGUUAAGUGGACAUUUCUUAGACUUGUUUAAGAAAUAUCUAUUGUUGUUGUUUCAGAAUAAGAACCUAGACAUAGUUGGUCUUCGAUAACCAUAUAUUAAAGGUUAUUGGACAAUAAAGUGAU
Messenger RNA from Triticum urartu, 1528 nucleotides. Its product is annotated as bZIP transcription factor RISBZ1-like. Gene Ontology annotation, molecular function: DNA-binding transcription factor activity. Gene Ontology annotation, biological process: regulation of DNA-templated transcription. The record is from RefSeq and is a predicted model, not a curated record. Lineage: Eukaryota; Viridiplantae; Streptophyta; Magnoliopsida; Poales; Poaceae.